Manis pentadactyla (Chinese pangolin) is the source of this 10134-nucleotide messenger RNA. RefSeq names its product kinesin family member 1B (gene KIF1B). Lineage: Eukaryota; Metazoa; Chordata; Mammalia; Pholidota; Manidae. Bases 447 to 5897 code for a protein of 1816 amino acids. The transcript has 49 exons. Gene Ontology annotation, biological process: microtubule-based movement. The record is from RefSeq and is a predicted model, not a curated record. Gene Ontology annotation, molecular function: microtubule binding; microtubule motor activity; ATP binding.
CGGCGGUCCGGCUCUGGGCGGUGUCCCGCGCCGGCGGCCGCGGGCGGAGCUGGGCGAGGAGCGGCGCGGGGCAGUCAGACGGCGGCUGUCCAGGGAGGCAUCAGUGCAAGUUGGAGCCGCUUCCCGCGCGCUGCAGCCGCCCCCGCCCCCGCUGACCCGCGGCCGCGCCCGGCCUCCUGCGUUCCGCCCGUCUGCCCGCCGCGGCCCUCGAUGCGGGGUCUGGCCGCUGCGUGAUGGGGCUGCGGAGCGGUGCCCUGCGGCUCGCGGCGGCCGCUGCUCGCGCUGAGGAGCUUGUGUGCCGGGCACCCCGCGUCCCCGCGCGCCGCAGCGCCUGCUGACCUGCCGGCCCGUCGCCGGUCCGCAACGCGGCUGAGGAAACUUGACAACUUCAAAAGAGAAUUUGAUUUUUUAUUUCUGGACUGCAUAUAUAAAAUAAUACCAUCAGAAUGUCGGGAGCCUCAGUGAAGGUGGCUGUCCGUGUGAGACCCUUCAAUUCUCGAGAGACCAGCAAAGAGUCCAAGUGCAUCAUUCAGAUGCAAGGCAACUCAACCAGUAUUAUUAACCCAAAGAACCCAAAGGAAGCUCCAAAGUCCUUCAGCUUCGACUACUCUUACUGGUCUCAUACCUCGCCUGAAGAUCCCUGUUUUGCAUCUCAAAACCGCGUGUACAAUGACAUUGGAAAGGAAAUGCUCUUACAUGCCUUUGAGGGAUAUAAUGUCUGUAUUUUUGCCUAUGGGCAGACUGGUGCUGGGAAAUCUUAUACAAUGAUGGGUAAACAAGAAGAGAGCCAGGCUGGCAUCAUUCCACAGUUAUGUGAAGAACUAUUUGAGAAAAUCAAUGACAACUGUAAUGAAGAAAUGUCUUACUCUGUGGAGGUGAGCUACAUGGAAAUUUACUGUGAAAGAGUACGAGAUUUGCUGAAUCCAAAAAACAAGGGUAAUUUGCGUGUGCGUGAACACCCACUUCUUGGCCCAUAUGUGGAGGACCUGUCAAAGUUGGCAGUCACUUCCUACACGGAUAUUGCUGACCUCAUGGAUGCUGGGAACAAAGCCAGGACAGUGGCAGCUACCAACAUGAAUGAAACAAGUAGCCGUUCCCACGCUGUAUUUACCAUUGUUUUCACCCAGAAGAAACAUGAUACUGAGACCAACCUUUCCACUGAGAAGGUCAGUAAAAUCAGCUUGGUGGACCUCGCAGGAAGUGAACGAGCUGAUUCAACUGGUGCCAAAGGGACUCGAUUAAAGGAAGGAGCAAAUAUUAAUAAGUCUCUCACAACCCUGGGCAAAGUCAUUUCAGCCUUGGCAGAGGUGGAUAACUGCACCAGCAAGAGUAAGAAGAAGAAGAAAACUGAUUUUAUUCCCUACAGAGAUUCUGUACUUACUUGGCUUCUUCGAGAAAAUCUAGGUGGCAAUUCUCGGACUGCAAUGGUUGCUGCUCUGAGCCCAGCAGAUAUUAACUAUGAUGAAACCUUGAGCACUCUGAGAUAUGCAGAUCGUGCAAAACAAAUUAAAUGCAAUGCUGUUAUCAAUGAGGACCCCAAUGCCAAACUGGUUCGUGAAUUAAAGGAGGAGGUGACACGGUUGAAGGACCUUCUUCGUGCUCAGGGGCUGGGAGAUAUUAUUGAUAUUGAUCCAUUGAUCGAUGAUUACUCUGGAAGUGGAGGCAAAUAUCUGAAAGAUUUUCAGAACAAUAAGCAUAGGUACUUGCUAGCCUCUGAGAAUCAACGCCCUGGCAAUUUUUCCACAGCAUCCAUGGGGUCCCUUACUUCAUCUCCAUCUUCCUGCUCACUGAAUAGUCAGGUGGGCUUAACAUCUGUGACCAGUAUUCAGGAGAGGAUCAUGUCUACACCUGGAGGAGAGGAAGCUAUAGAACGCCUAAAGGAAUCAGAGAAGAUCAUUGCUGAAUUGAAUGAAACCUGGGAAGAAAAGCUGCGCAAAACAGAGGCCAUCAGAAUGGAGAGAGAGGCUUUGUUGGCUGAGAUGGGAGUUGCCAUUCGCGAAGAUGGAGGAACCCUGGGGGUUUUCUCACCUAAAAAGACCCCACAUCUUGUUAACCUCAAUGAGGACCCACUAAUGUCCGAAUGCCUGCUCUAUUACAUCAAAGAUGGAAUUACGAGGGUUGGCCAAGCAGAUGCUGAGCGGCGCCAGGACAUCGUGCUGAGUGGGGCUCACAUUAAAGAAGAGCAUUGUAUCUUCAGGAGCGAGAGACAUAGUAGUGGGGAUGUAAUCGUGACCCUAGAGCCCUGCGAACGCUCGGAAACCUAUGUAAAUGGCAAGAGGGUGGCCCAGCCUGUUCAGCUGCGCUCAGGAAAUCGCAUCAUCAUGGGUAAAAACCAUGUAUUUCGUUUUAACCAUCCGGAGCAAGCACGAGCUGAGCGGGAGAAGACCCCUUCUGCUGAGACCCCCUCUGAGCCUGUGGACUGGACAUUUGCCCAGAGAGAGCUUCUGGAAAAACAAGGAAUUGAUAUGAAACAGGAAAUGGAGAAAAGGCUACAGGAAAUGGAGAUCCUGUACAAAAAGGAGAAGGAAGAGGCGGAUCUUCUCUUGGAGCAGCAGAGGCUGGACUAUGAGAGUAAAUUGCAGGCCUUGCAGAAGCAGGUUGAGACCCGCUCCCUAGCUGCAGAAACGACUGAAGAGGAAGAGGAGGAGGAAGAAGUUCCUUGGACACAACAUGAGUUUGAGCUGGCCCAGUGGGCCUUCCGGAAAUGGAAGUCUCACCAGUUUACUUCACUAAGGGACUUACUCUGGGGCAAUGCCGUUUACCUGAAGGAGGCCAAUGCCAUCAGUGUGGAAUUGAAAAAGAAGGUGCAGUUUCAGUUUGUUCUGCUGACCGACACAUUGUACUCCCCUUUGCCUCCUGAGUUACUGCCCACCGAGAUAGAAAAAACUCAUGAAGACAGGCCUUUCCCUCGUACAGUAGUGGCGGUAGAAGUCCAGGACCUGAAGAAUGGAGCAACACAUUAUUGGUCUUUGGAGAAACUCAGACAGAGGCUUGAUUUGAUGCGAGAGAUGUAUGACAGGGCAGGUGAGAUGGCCUCCAGUGCCCCAGAUGAAAGCGAAGCCACUCUGACUGGCAGCGAUCCAUUUUAUGAUCGGUUCCAUUGGUUCAAACUUGUAGGAAGCUCCCCCAUUUUCCACGGCUGUGUGAAUGAGCGCCUUGCUGACCGCACACCCUCCCCCACUUUUUCCACCGCCGAUUCCGACAUCACUGAGCUGGCUGACGAGCAGCAAGAUGAGAUGGAGGAUUUUGAUGAUGAGGCAUUCGUGGAUGACACCGGCUCUGACGCAGGGACGGAGGAGGGAUCAGAUCUCUUCAGUGAUGGGCAUGACCCGUUUUACGACCGAUCCCCAUGGUUCAUUUUAGUGGGAAGGGCCUUUGUUUACCUAAGCAACCUGUUGUAUCCUGUGCCCCUGAUUCACAGAGUGGCCAUUGUCAGCGAGAAAGGAGAAGUGCGGGGCUUCCUGCGUGUGGCUGUACAGGCCAUUGCAGCCGAUGAAGAAGCUCCUGAUUAUGGCUCUGGAAUUCGACAGUCAGGAACAGCUAAGAUAUCUUUUGAUAACGAGUAUUUUAGCCAGAGUGACUUCCCCUCAGCUGCAAUGACUCAUUCUGGUCUGUCCUUGGAGGAGCUGAGGAUUGUGGAAGGACAGGGCCAGAGUUCUGAGGUCAUCACUCCUCCAGAAGAAAUCAGUCGGAUGAAUGACUUGGAUUUGAAAUCAAGCACUUUGCUGGAUGGUAAGAUGGUAAUGGAAGGGUUUUCUGAAGAGAUUGGCAACCACCUGAAACUGGGCAAUGCCUUCAUUUUCCGUGUAACGGUGUUGCAGGCCAGUGGGAUCCUCCCAGAGUAUGCGGACAUCUUCUGUCAGUUCAACUUUUUGCAUCGCCAUGAUGAAGCAUUCUCCACUGAACCCCUGAAAAACAAUGGCAGAGGAAGUCCUCUGGGCUUUUACCAUGUGCAGAAUAUUGCAGUGGAGGUCACUGAGUCAUUUGUGGAAUAUAUCAAAACCAAACCAAUAGUAUUUGAAGUCUUUGGGCAUUAUCAGCAGCACCCACUUCAUCUACAAGGACAGGAGCUUAACAGCCCACCGCGGCCGUCCCGACGCUUCUUCCCCCCACCCAUGCCCCUGUCCAGGCCAGUUCCAGCUACAAAGUUGAACACCAUGAGCAAAACCAGCCUUGGCCAGAGCAUGAGCAGAUAUGAUCUUCUGGUUUGGUUUGAAAUCAGUGAACUGGAGCCUACAGGAGAGUAUAUCCCAGCUGUGGUUGACCAUACAGCCGGCUUGCCCUGCCAGGGGACAUUUUUGCUUCACCAGGGCAUCCAGCGAAGGAUCACGGUGACCAUCAUCCAUGAGAAGGGGAAUGAGCUUCAUUGGAAAGAUGUUCGUGAGCUGGUGGUAGGCCGGAUUAGGAAUAAGGCUGAGGUGGAUGAAGCUGCAGUUGAUGCCAUCCUUUCCCUGAAUAUUAUCUCUGCCAAGUACCUGAAGUCUUCCCACAACUCCAGCAGGACCUUCUACCGUUUUGAGGCCGUGUGGGAUAGCUCCCUCCAUAACUCCCUUCUUCUGAACCGAGUGACGCCCUAUGGGGAAAAGAUCUACAUGACUUUGUCAGCCUACCUAGAGCUGGAUCACUGCACCCAGCCAGCUGUGCUCACGAAGGAUGUGUGCAUGGUCUUCUACUCCCGGGAUGCCAAGACCUCGCCACCGCGCUCUCUGCGUAGCCUCUUUGGCAGCGGCUACUCGAAGUCACCAGACUCCAAUCGAGUCACUGGAAUUUAUGAACUCAGUUUGUGCAAAAUGGCAGACACAGGUAGUCCAGGCAUGCAGAGGAGGAAAAGAAAAAUCUUAGAUACAUCAGUGGCGUACGUGAGGGGAGAGGAGAACUUAGCAGGCUGGCGGCCCCGCGGGGACAGCCUCAUCCUUGAGCACCAGUGGGAGCUCGAGAGGCUGGAGCUCCUCCACGAGGUGGAGAAAACUCGCCACUUCCUGCUGCUGCGGGAGAGACUUGGUGACGGCAUCCCCAAAUCCCUGAGUGACUCGCUGUCCCCCAGCCUCAGCAGCGGGACCCUCAGCACCUCCACCAGCAUCUCCUCUCAGAUCUCAACCAUCACCUUUGAAAGUGCCGUCACACCCAGUGAGAGCAGUGGCUAUGACUCAGCCGACAUCGAAAGCCUGGUGGAUCGAGAGAAAGAGCUGGCCACCAAGUGCCUGCAACUUCUGACCCAUACUUUCAACCGAGAAUUCAGCCAGGUGCACAGCAGCAUCAGUGACUGUAAGUUGUCUGACAUCUCUCCAAUCGGACGGGAUCCCUCUGUGUCCAGCUUCAGCAGCGCUACCCUCACUCCCUCCUCCACCUGCCCCUCUCUGGUAGACGCGAGGAGCAGCUCUUUGGAUCAGAAGACCCCAGAAGCCAAUUCCCGGGCCUCUAGUCCCUGCCCAGAAUUUGAACAGUUUCAGAUUGUCCCCGCUGUGGAAACACCCUAUUUGGCCCGAGUAGGAAAAAAUGAAUUUCUCAAUCUUGUUCCAGAUAUUGAAGAAAUUAGACCAGGCUCGGUGGUCUCUAAGAAAGGAUACCUGCAUUUCAAGGAACCAUAUUCCAGCAACUGGGCUAAACAUUUUGUUGUGGUCCGUCGCCCUUACGUCUUCAUCUAUAACAGUGACAAAGACCCAGUGGAGCGUGGCAUCAUUAACCUCUCCACAGCGCAGGUGGAAUACAGCGAGGACCAGCAGGCCAUGGUGAAGACAUCGAACACCUUUGCUGUAUGCACAAAGCACCGCGGGGUCCUUUUGCAGGCUCUCAAUGACAAAGACAUGAACGACUGGUUAUAUGCCUUUAACCCACUCCUUGCUGGCACAAUACGGUCCAAACUCUCCCGCAGGUGCCCGAGCCAACCGAAGUACUGAGUGACGCAGCUGAGCGCCCUCACUCGCCUUCCGAGAGAGAAAGAAAGCGUUACAUCUCAUUUCUCCUUGUGAUUCUUGCCGGUUACUCUUGUGUGUAAUCCUGUGGCUUACCUCCUCUCCCUCCUUGUCCCCCACUUUUCCAGCUCUCCUGGUCCCCAUCUCCAUGGCUCUGUACUCUUUUCUUUUUUCCUGUGCUGAGAAUCUUGUUAGUAGCAUGUGGCCUAACAAAAGGGGGAAAAACAAAGAAAAAAAAAAAACCUAGAGGGGACCCAGUGAAUCUACAAAUGAUUUUUUGGUGUAUAUCGGCUUCCUUUUGUAUGGUAUGUCCUAAUUAUGACCCCAUCUCUGAUGCCUGUCUUUGGAUAUCUGUCUGUUUUUCAGGGUAACACAUACUUUUUUUCUUUUCUCUGUUUGUGAUAUCACUUUAAUAUUUCUUGGGUGGCUUAGAGACUGAGAGAGGAGACAUCUGGCCCUUUUAGAACCUAAUGGGGAAACACCGCCUUCUUGCAUCCUGUCUCUUUUUGCCAUUGCUAACUCCUGAAUUUUCCAUUCAGGGAAAAGAUUGUGGUGAGCUUAGAAAUGGGACUGGUGUAUUCUCUGGAAUUCAGGCUUAUUUAGAAUGUAGUUACGCAAAUUUCAUUUAGUGGAAGAGAGGACUUUUCGGCAGGCCAGGAAAGUGGCUGCUCGUGGCCUUGUACGAAGGGAAGAACGGAGGAUAUUGCCAGGUCGGUCUCAACAGAACAGGAUUUGGCAGUGGGCCCUGAAGGUGGACAGCCAGGAGGACACUCACGGGUGCUCACAGCGGGGUUCUUGUGACCUGUUCUCCGUCGGGAGGGAGCCUCUUCUCUGAGUUUUUCAAGUUGUCCGUGGCAUUAGUGAAUAGGUGGUACAGUUCGGAAUUAGCGCCGUGUCAUACACAGGUGUCCCACCAGGGGGCGUUGUUUCGCUUUCUGGUAGAACCGGAUGCUGUCUUUACAAUUAGGAUGAUGCUGAGCUGUGAGCUGGUCGUGGUUGUAGCUCCCUUUCAUUGAAGAAAUGCAGCUUUCAGGUAUAAACUUGGAAGCCGCCCUCUUGGCCCAGUGGUCAUUUUCAAUGAUCCUUGUCAAAUUAAAGAUAUUGCCAAUGAUGCUUGUACCCCUGUACUCGAAUAAGCAGACAUGGCAGGCUUUGCUUUCUGGAUCCAGGAUUAAAACCGCCUCCCUGCCACCACAAAAACAAAACAAAAAGACACGUAGGGGCUGAGACUCACCCUCCUGAGCCCUGGCCCCAGCAGUUUGUCUCUUGUAUCCGCCUUGCCUCUCCUCUGUCUCCAUCGUGGAAGUGUUGCCAGAGGAGAUCGGAGGAAGCUCACUGCUCGCAGUCUCCUUCUCUGACAGAACAGGGCUAUCCGCUUCCAGAAGCCAUCGUGGAAGACACUUUUUCUGUGAGCUGCCAAUGAAUUUUACAGGAAUGACGUGGGGAAAAGAAGGCUUCAGCUUACUUCAGCUGCUUUGCCAGUUGACCUGGGGUGGUUUUGUACAUUCUUUGCAUCCCCUGCUCAGAACUCUGACCAUCCCUCAGGCAUCCAGGGAGGUACCUGCUGGUCCCCUCAGCCGUGAGGGCGCCAAUUCUCAGGUGCUCCGGAGCUGGAUGACUGCUGCAGGCAGCAGAGGGCAUGGGCUGGCACACCCCGCCGAGCAGUUACUGGGAGGCUCCCAGCUUGUCACCCAGACCCUUGCUUCUGACUUCCUGGCUGGGCUCAUCUCUCAGAACAGGCCUCCCAGCUUUGCUUGUUGCAGUUGCCUGGCAGAGAGGAGGAACAGUGAGUCACCAAAAGCUUAAAAACGGUGGAAAUCACAGGCUGUGACCUUACCUGAAAAGUGAUCAGUUAAAAACUCUGUAGUAGGUUUUUUUUUUAACUUUCUUUCUCUCCUGGAAACAUAGGUCAUUAACUGUGAUGUUAUUUGCUUUCUAAGCGGUAUGUGAGAUUUUUAGUGUAGAGGUUUCUUCAUUGUCGAAUGGACAUGAUAAGCCUUUCUGGUGUAUACUCAAACCCAGGAUCUGUCAGUGCUUGGAGACAACUUCCUGGACUGGAAUUAAAUCUAAUUUCAGGGAAAUAGAGAUGAAAAUUGAAGGUUGCUUUUAGAAUUAAAUCACAGAUGCUGCUGCUGUUACAAAGUCUGAUAGAAGGACCCAUGUGUGCGACAGAGGAAGUGGGGAAGGCUGAGGGAGAGGAGAACAAUGUGAUGCACGGAAAUGGCUUUUGUUUUUUCUUCUAACUCAAACAAAACUGGCUUGGAAAGUCUUUGCUUUGGAGGUGUCAAAUAUUAGAACAGGCUGAACAGGACUGUUUGUCACCUGCCCGGGUAAGAAGGCCUCGUGAGGAGGCAGGGCGCCCGGGCCUCGGCUCUCAGGCACCGAGCUCACCGCUCUCUGCGAGCUCUUUCCAGACAGGUCCGUCUCUCCUGUCCAGGUCUGAGAGAGGAUUUAUGGCAGGAGCUGUUUAUGACACUUUAGCUGAAGCCUAGUAGCAGGGACGCUGAGGAACAAACUUACCCCUCAAGAAAACUACCUUUCAAGGAUUUUUUUUUCCUAAAACAUUCCUUUAAACAAGCAAAAGAAACAAGUAAGGAAAGAAAACUUACACAAUUUAAGGAGAAAUGAGUGCUGGUUAACAAAUCAUCUCUCCACCAUCCCCAUCCCUUCUCCUGCCAGAGCAAAGCAUGGCCUCACAGCCCACACCAAACCAGUGCUCACCCCUCCUCACCUCGGCGCCGCCUGGGAGUCAGUCCGCUCUCAGACCAGCCGUGCAGGGCCGGCCAGCUCUGCACACAGCGGGAGGCAGGGAAGGGCUGCUUCCGGCAGCUGGGCAGGCACCUGGAUGCCAGUACGCGGCUAAGACGUGGUGAAGGCCAGGGAAAAGGGUUUUUCCCAACCAAGAAACCACCUUUUUUACCCCUUAAGCUACGUAGAAUUUAUACAACUUACAGUUUCGAUGGAUUUUUCACCUCUUUCAGGAUGAAGGAAUAAAUUAAAUCAUUGUGAAAGGUCUUCUGGUAUCUAAAAAUAAAAUGACUUCUCCUGGCACUGAUUUCAAAGCAAAGACUUUGUUGCCUGCUGCUUGUUGUCUAAUUUACAGGGAUAUUUAAUUUUGUAAGGUAUUUGUAUAUUUAUACAGCUCUAAUGAAUUGCACACUGGACGGGAGAGGAGUGGGUGGCCCGGCACACAGCGCCUACUGGCUUCUGUGUUCCUUGUGCGGUGCUCUGCUUGGGGCCUCCUGGACAGCAUCAGGGCUUACUUGUGUGACUUGGGUCCUUCAGUUUUUCUUUUGUUCCUCUCUUAAAAUUAACUGUUAACCUCCUUAAGAAGAAAAUACUAAUUCUGCUGCUGCUCUCAGAAGGUUUGCUGAAUGUAUCUUAAAUAGGACUCUGACUCGUAUGCACUGCAGCUGUCCACGGUGGCCAGUAAUGAUUCACCCAAGCGUGUGGCCAAACCAUUACUGUAUGUAGCGGGAAUGUAGUGAUCUGUGCUUCCUUAGUAAGGUGAAAUGUCAACUGAGAGAUUAUCUGCUGCUGCUGUUCAAAAGGCCAUUUAUGAAAUUCAAAUUUGAACCCCAUAAAUCUUAGGAAAGUCUCUAAUUGUUCAAAGGAAGAAAUUAAAGUUGAUAACAAAUUUCAUGUUAAAAGCGCACAGCUAGACAGCUAUGCUCAGAUGAAAGUCCGAGCUAAGGUUGGUCUUGACAGACCCUGGCUGUUGUGUGUUGUUUCCAUGUGUUCGAGUUCAUUUUUUUCAUGCUUCAUAUUCUGGCAUUAGUUAUCUGAGGAAUCCAUCAGCCUUCUCACGUAUAAGGCAUCGUCUUAGACUUGUGGCUCAGAAGUCCUCUCGUCCAUUGAGAUUUCAAGUCUCCUGUCACCAUCCUUGUGCACUACAACAAAACCCAUAAAGCAUAAGUGGCCUUUUUGAACCAAGAUUUUGCGAACUGAUCUCUCCCCAGUAAGGAGUUGAGCACAUUAGCAAUGAUGUACAUUAUUAAUUUCUGAUUUUUGUUUUCAUGUUAUAUUAUGUAAAUACUCUCUGAUGUUUGGAGCUUGAGUAUACAGAAUGUAAAUAUAGUUCUUGUAUUUGUACUAAUUCUGGUUCUUUUGCUAUAUAGCCUUAGAUGUGCAAUGCAGACAUUAUCUGUGUAUGGUAACCUUGCAUCACGGAGCUGUUAGUGAACGAGGCGAAAAAAAUAAAGGUACAACCGGUGCAUCAGAA